Messenger RNA from Dipodomys ordii (Ord's kangaroo rat), 3693 nucleotides. It is a transcript of the gene Abcb5, whose product is annotated as ATP-binding cassette, sub-family B (MDR/TAP), member 5. Gene Ontology annotation, molecular function: ATP binding; ATP hydrolysis activity; ABC-type transporter activity. The record is from RefSeq and is a predicted model, not a curated record. The transcript has 26 exons. The coding region runs from base 1 to 3693 and encodes 1230 amino acids. Gene Ontology annotation, cellular component: membrane. Lineage: Eukaryota; Metazoa; Chordata; Mammalia; Rodentia; Heteromyidae. Gene Ontology annotation, biological process: transmembrane transport.
AUGGAAAAUUGUGAAAGGUCUGAAGAGAUGCAAGAUAAUUAUCAGAGAAAUGGAACUUUUCAAGAACAACCUCCUAAAUCAAGGAAGCAAGCUGUUGGUGCUAUUGAGAUAUUCCGCUUUGCUGAUGGCAUGGAUAUCACCCUCAUGGCCCUGGGAAUCCUGGCAUCUUUGCUGAACGGAGCCUGUCUCCCAUUACUGUCACUGAUUUUAGGUGAAAUGAGUGACUACCUUAUUAGUGGAUGUCUAGUCCAAACCAACACAACAAAUUAUCGGAACUGUACUAAAACUCAAGAGAAGCUGAAUGAAGAUAUGCUCAUGCUGACUCUGUAUUAUGUAUGCAUAGGAGUGACGGCCCUGGUAUUUGGCUAUCUACAGAUUUCCUUUUGGGUUACAACUGCAGCACGCCAGACCAAGAGAAUUCGAGAACAGUUUUUCCACUCCAUUUUGGCUCAGGACAUCAGCUGGUUCGACGGCUGUGACAUCGGCGAACUUAACACGCGCAUGACCGAGGACAUCAACAAAAUCAGCGAUGGUAUUGGAGACAAGAUUGCUCUGUUGUUUCAAAACAUGUCGACCUUUACUAUUGGCCUGGCGGUUGGCUUGAUGAAGGGCUGGAAACUCACCUUGGUGACUCUGUCCACAUCGCCUCUUAUAAUGGCUUCAGUGGCAGUGUGUUCUAGAAUGGUCAUCUCCUUGACCAGCGAGGAGCUGAGUGCCUAUGCCAAGGCCGGAGCCGUCGCAGAGGAAGUCCUGUCGUCUAUCCAAACAGUCAUAGCCUUUGGAGGCCAGGAGAAGGAAAUCCAAAGGUAUACCCAGAACCUUCAAGAUGCAAAGGAUGUUGGUAUAAAAAAGGCUAUCGCUUCCAAACUGUCCCUGGGGGCCGUGUAUUUUUUUAUGAAUGGAACCUACGGGCUGGCUUUUUGGUAUGGAACCUCCUUGAUUCUUAGUGAAGAACCUGGCUACACCAUCGGGACCGUGCUUGCUGUUUUCUUCAGUGUAGUUCACAGUAGUUACUGCGUUGGAGCCGCUGCCCCACACUUUGAAAACUUUAUAGCUGCCCGGGGAGCUGCCUUUAAUAUUUUCCAGGUUAUUGACAAAAUACCCAGUAUAGAUAACUUUUCAACAACUGGAUAUAAACCUGAAUGCAUAGAAGGAACUGUAGAAUUCAAAGAUGUCUCUUUUAGUUAUCCAUCAAGACCAUCCAUCAAGGUUCUGAAAGGUCUGAAUCUCAAGGUCAAGUCUGGAGAGACAGUGGCCUUGGUGGGCCCGAGUGGCAGUGGGAAGAGCACCGUGGCCCAGCUUCUGCAGAGGCUCUAUGACCCUGAUGACGGUUUUAUAACAGUGGAUCAGAAUGACAUCAGAGCCCUAAACGUGCGGCACUACCGGGAGCAGAUUGGAGUGGUGAGCCAGGAGCCCAUGCUGUUCGGGACGACCAUCAGGAACAAUAUUAAGUUUGGACGAGACGGAGUGACUGACGAGGAGAUCGAGAGAGCAGCCAAGGAGGCCAACGCGUACGACUUCAUCAUGGAGUUCCCGCAGAAAUUUAACACGUUGGUAGGGGAAAAAGGAGCUCAAAUGAGUGGAGGGCAGAAACAGAGGAUUGCAAUUGCGCGAGCUUUAGUUCGAAACCCCAAAAUCUUGAUCUUAGAUGAGGCUACUUCCUCGCUCGAUACCGAGAGUGAAUCAGUUGUUCAAGCUGCGCUGGAGAAGGCAAGCAAAGGCCGGACAACAAUUGUAGUAGCUCACCGACUUUCUACUAUUCGAGGGGCAGAUCUGAUUGUCACAAUAAAGGAUGGGAUGGUGGUGGAGAAAGGAACACACGCUGAACUAAUAGCAAAGCAAGGCCUGUACUAUUCACUUGCAAUGUCCCAGGAUAUUCAAAAAGCUGAUGAAAACACGGAGUCCACCACGUGUUCCACUGAAAGAGACACCAGCACUUUGUCUCUGGGUGCUGCAAACAGCAUCCAGCCGGACUGCUCAGGCAAGGCUGAAGAACCCACCUGCAACAAACAGAGACGUCUUCCUGAAGUUCCUCUAUUGAAAAUUUUUAAACUAAACAAGUCUGAAUGGCCCUUUGUGGUCCUGGGGACCUUAGCUUCUGUGCUAAACGGAUCUGUUCAUCCUGUCUUUUCGAUCGUCUUUGCCAAAAUGGUAACGAUGUUUGAACAUGAUAACAAAACCACAUUAAAGCAUGAUGCCGAACUUUAUGCUAUGAUUUUCGUCAUUUUGGGCAUUAUUUGCUUUGUCAGUUAUUUCAUGCAGGGUUUGUUUUAUGGCAGAGCGGGGGAAAUUUUGACCAUGAGAUUAAGACAACUGGCAUUCAAAGCCAUGUUAUAUCAGGCAAUAAAUACAAGAAUUGGUGUCCUAACACAAAAUGCAACAAAUAUGGGGCUGUCCGUGAUCAUCUCCUUUAUAUACGGGUGGGAGAUGACUCUCUUGAUUCUGAGUAUUGCACCAGCACUCACUUUAACGGGAAUGAUUGAAACUACAGCGGUGACUGGUUUUGCCAACAAGGAUAAACAAGAACUGAAGCGUGCUGGAAAGAUAGCGACUGAAGCCGUGGAGCACAUUCGGACUAUUGUGUCGCUAACAAGGGAAAAGGCCUUUGAGCAGGUGUAUGAAGAGACACUUCAAACCCAACACAGAAAUAGCCUGAAGAAAGCCCAGAUCAUUGGAAGCUGCUAUGCCUUCAGCCAUGCCUUUGUGUAUUUUGCCUAUGCAGCUGGGUUUCGAUUUGGAGUUUACUUAGUUCAAGCUGGGCGCAUGACGCCAGAGGGCAUGUUCAUAGUUUUCACUGCAAUUGCCUAUGGAGCCAUGGCCAUGGGAGAAACACUUGUUCUGGCCCCUGAGUAUUCCAAAGCUAAAUCCGGAGCUGCUCAUCUAUUUGCUUUGUUGGAAAAGAAACCAACGAUAGACAGCUACAGUCAAAAAGGGAAAAAAACACACACCUGCGAAGGGAACUUAGAGUUCCGAGAAGUCUCUUUCUUCUACCCGUGUCGCCCAGAUGUCCUCAUCCUGCGUGGCUUGUCCCUCUGCAUUGAGAAAGGGAAGACCGUAGCAUUUGUUGGGAGCAGCGGCUGUGGGAAAAGCACCUCAGUGCAGCUUCUGCAGAGAUUUUAUGACCCCGUGAGAGGAAUUGUGCUAUUUGACGGCGUAGAUGUAAGAGAAUUGAAUGUUCAAUGGCUCCGUUCCCAAAUAGCCACGGUUUCUCAGGAGCCCGUGCUCUUCAACUGCAGCAUCGCCGAAAACAUUGCCUACGGUGACAAUAGCAGAGCUGUGCCUUUAGAUGACAUAAAAGAAGCUGCCAGUGCAGCAAAUAUUCACUCUUUCAUUGAAGGUCUCCCUGAGAAAUACAACACCCAAGUUGGACUGAAAGGAGCACAGCUUUCUGGCGGCCAGAAACAAAGACUGGCUAUUGCAAGGGCUCUUCUCCGAAAGCCAAAAAUUUUACUCUUGGAUGAGGCCACUUCCGCCCUUGAUAAUGAGAAUGAAAAGGUGGUUCAGCAGGCUCUUGAUAAAGCCAGGAAAGGGAGGACGUGCCUAGUGGUGGCUCACAGACUCUCUACCAUACAGAAUGCCGAUCUCAUCGUGGUUAUGCACAAUGGAAAGAUAAAAGAACAGGGAACUCACCAGGAGCUACUAAGAAAUCGUGAUAUGUAUUUCAAAUUAGUAAAUGCACAGUCAGUGCGCUGA